CUGCGAGUUAACAUUUUUGCUUGGCUGGGCGGUUGACCUGGGCACCGCGCCUUACAAGGCACCCUUAGAUUCAACACCUGGUUGUUUGAAAAACCAAAAAAUAAUCCCAAAAAACACCAUCAAAACAAAAAUAGAAACAGACAGAGAUCUGAACCCAAUUUACCAGAGCACGAUAACAUCGUUGCCUUGUCCGAUAUCUUUCCUAAUUCUAAAUGCUCUUUUAAGGUUUGUUAGUGACAGAGCCCGUCACAAUUCAGAAAUCAAGAUACCCAAGAGACAUGGCAGCCAACGGAGUGUUGGGGGAGAGGGAUGCUUGGAAGGCACACGCGGCCAUGGCGAUGGUGCAGUUGUUUAAUGGAGGGUAUCAUGUGAUUACCAAAGUAGCUCUUAAUGUUGGGAUCAACCAGCUUGUCUUUUGCGUGUUUCGUGAUCUUCUUGCUCUCUCCAUUCUUGCUCCCGUCGCAUAUGUCCGUGAAAAAAGGAUUAGACCACCGAUGAAUAGACCUCUUUUAUUGUCACUUUUCUUUCUUGGAUUAACGGGGAUAUUUGGCAACCAACUUCUAUUUCUCAUUGGUCUAAGCUACACAAAUCCAACAUAUGCUGCUGCCAUACAGCCAUCAAUUCCAGUCUUUACAUUUCUCCUGGCUGUAAUGAUGGGUACAGAAAGAGUGAAUUUGUUCAGAGCCGAAGGUCAAGCUAAGGUUGGAGGGACCCUUGUCUGUGUUUUUGGGGCCAUAUUGAUGGUUCUGUUCCGUGGUCCAGUUUUGAUUGGUUACCAGGAUGCUGAGUUUUCAGCACAUAAUGAAAUAAGUGCCAAGGGUCAACCAGAACCCACUGGAUGGUUUAUGUCUACUUUUCUAGAGCUUGGAUUGGAGCAUUGGCAUAUUGGGGUUUUAUGCUUAAUUGGGAACUGCAUGUGCAUGGCUGCUUUUCUAGCCAUCCAGGCUCCAGUUUUGAAGAAGUAUCCUGCAAAUCUUUCCGUCACAGCAUAUUCAUACUUUUUUGGUGCUUUCUUGAUGGUAACAACAGCUUUCUUUAUGACCAAUGACUCAACAGACUGGCAUUUGGCACAAUCCGAGCUUUUUGCAGUCAUCUAUGCUGGAAUUGUUGCUUCUGCCCUUAAUUAUGGUCUCCUGACUUGGUCCAAUAAGAUCCUGGGACCUUCUUUGGUUGCUCUUUAUAAUCCGCUUCAGCCAGCAGCAUCAGCCAUUCUGUCAAGAAUUUUCCUUGGAAGCCCAGUAUAUUUGGGGAGGUCUAACUCUGUCCCAUCCAUAGUUAUACUACUACCUUGUGCAAUUUAAUUUCUUGUUGGUUGAUCAAUUUCUUUAUAGAUUUUUUGCAAUUCAUUCUGUACAUAUAUAGGUGUUUUUUUUUGG
Carica papaya (papaya) is the source of this 1376-nucleotide messenger RNA. The record is from RefSeq and is a predicted model, not a curated record. NCBI's taxonomy places the organism in Eukaryota, Viridiplantae, Streptophyta, Magnoliopsida, Brassicales, Caricaceae.